Molecule: messenger RNA, 6039 nt
Organism: Puma concolor (puma)
Lineage: Eukaryota; Metazoa; Chordata; Mammalia; Carnivora; Felidae
Gene: NUP205
Product: nucleoporin 205
Biological process (GO): nuclear pore organization
Cellular component (GO): nuclear pore inner ring; nuclear pore
Molecular function (GO): structural constituent of nuclear pore
Source: RefSeq, a predicted model, not a curated record
AUGGCGACGCUGUUGGCGGUAAAUUCGGCUGCUAGUCUGUGGGGUCCGUACAAAGACAUUUGGCAAACAGUGGGAAAUGCUCUUUGGAGAAGACAACCUGAAGCUGUCCACCUUCUUGACAUGAUCUUGAAGAAACACAAACCUGACUUCAUCUCACUGUUCAGAAACCCACCCAAAAAUGUCCAACAACACGAGAAGGUUCAGAAAGCCAGUACAGAGGGAGUCGCCAUCCAGGGUCAACAGGGGACCCGACUUCUUCCUGAACAGCUCAUUAAAGAAGCCUUUAUCCUUAGUGACCUUUUUGAUAUUGGAGAAUUGGCAGCUGUUGAGCUUCUCCUCGCCGGAGAGCACCAACAGCCCCAUUUUCCUGGUCUCACCAGAGGACUAGUAGCUGUUCUUUUAUACUGGGAUGGAAAGCGGUGCAUUGCAAAUUCCCUGAAAGCCUUGAUACAGUCUAGACGAGGAAAGACGUGGACCCUUGAACUCAGUCCAGAGCUGGUUUCCAUGACAACACGCUUUACAGAUGAACUGAUGGAGCAAGGAUUGACUUAUAAAGUGCUUACUCUGGUGUCACAGAUUGAUGUGAACAAUGAGUUUGAGAAGCUACAGCGGGAGAGAGGUUUGGGCAGUGAAAAACAUCGAAAAGAGGUUUCUGAUCUUAUCAAGGAGUGCAGGCAGUCUCUGGCAGAAAGCCUUUUUGCCUGGGCUUGUCAGUCACCUUUAGGCAAAGAUGACACACUGCUUCUUAUUGGACAUUUGGAAAAAGUGACAGUUGAGGCUAAUGGUUCGUUGGAUGCAGUGAAUCUGGCUCUUCUUAUGGCGCUUCUGUACUGCUUUGAUAUCAGUUUUAUAGAACAAAGCACAGAGGAGCGAGAUGAUAUGAUUCAUCAGCUUCCACUAUUGACAGAAAGACAAUACAUUGCAACAAUUCAUUCCCGCCUUCAAGACUCACAGCUUUGGAAACUGCCUGGGCUGCAAGCCACGGUUCGACUUGCCUGGGCAUUGGCACUGAGAGGAAUAUCUCAGCUACCUGAUGUGACAGCUCUGGCUGAAUUCACAGAAGCAGAUGAAGCAAUGGCAGAGCUUGCAAUUGCUGACAAUGUUUUCCUGUUUCUCACUGAAUCCGUGGUGGUGUCAGAAAACUUCUAUCAGGAGGAAUUUUAUAUUCGUAGAAUCCAUAAUCUCAUCACAGAUUUCCUUGCACUUAUGCCAAUGAAGGUAAAACAGUUGAGGAAUCGGGCAGAUGAAGAUGCUCGAAUGAUUCACAUGAGUAUGCAGAUGGGUAAUGAACCUCCCAUUUCACUUAGAAGGGAUCUGGAACACUUAAUGCUCUUGAUUGGUGAGCUAUAUAAAAAGAACCCUUUUAAUCUGGAGCUUGCUCUGGAAUAUUGGUGUCCCUCAGAGCCUCUUCAGACUUCCACUAUCAUAGGUUCUUACCUUGGGGUGGCUCAUCAGCGACCCCCUCAACGCCAGGUCGUCUUGUCAAAGUUUGUUAGGCAAAUGGGUGACCUGUUGCCUCCAACGAUUUACAUUCCUUAUUUGAAAAUGCUCCAAGGAUUAGCCAAUGGGCCCCAGUGCGCCCACUACUGUUUCAGCCUGCUUAAAGUCAAUGGUAGUAGUCACGUUGAAAAUAUUCAGGGAACAGGUGGCAGUCCUGUUUCCUGGGAACAUUUCUUUCACUCCUUAAUGCUUUACCAUGAGCAUCUCCGGAAGGAUCUUCCAAGUGCAGAUAGUGUCCAGUACCGUCACCUUCCUUCACGUGGCAUCACCCAGAAGGAGCAGGAUGGACUCAUUGCCUUUUUACAGCUCACAUCCACCAUCAUUACUUGGAGUGAAAAUGCUCGUCUGGCACUCUGUGAGCAUCCUCAGUGGACCCCGGUUGUGGUGAUCCUGGGACUCCUGCAAUGCAGCAUUCCCCCUGUUCUAAAAGCAGAGCUGCUCAAGACCCUUGCAGCUUUUGGAAAAUCUCCUGAAAUUGCUGCUUCCCUCUGGCAGUCGUUGGAAUACACUCAGAUACUGCAGACCGUAAGGGUUCCAAGCCAGAGGCAAGCGAUUGGUAUCGAGGUUGAACUAAAUGAAAUAGAAUCCCGGUGUGAAGAAUACCCGUUGACUCGGGCCUUUUGCCAGCUUAUUAGUACCCUGGUGGAGAGCUCAUUUCCUUCUAAUUUAGGUGCUGGCCUGAGGCCCCCUGGCUUUGACCCUUAUUUGCAGUUCCUCAGAGAUUCUGUGUUUCUCCGAUUCCGCACAAGAGCUUACCGGAGAGCAGCUGAAAAGUGGGAAGUUGCUGAGGUUGUUUUGGAAGUGUUUUAUAAAUUGCUCAGAGAUUAUGAGCCUCAACUUGAAGAUUUUGUAGACCAGUUUGUGGAAUUACAAGGAGAAGAAAUCAUAGCCUACAAACCACCAGGAUUUAGUCUGAUGUAUCAUCUUCUGAAUGAGUCACCAACGUUGGAGCUUGCUCUUAGUUUGCUGGAGGAAGGCGUUAAGCAGCUGGAUACCUAUGCCCCUUUCCCUGGGAAGAAGCAUCUGGAGAAAGCAGUGCAGCACUGCCUUGCCCUUCUCAAUCUUACUCUGCAAAAGGAAAAUCUCUUUAUGGAUCUUCUAAGAGAGAGUCAGCUAGCUCUAAUAGUCUCUCCUUUAGAACAGCUAUUACAGGGAAUCAAUCCCAGAACUAAGAAGGCCGAUAAUGUGGUGAAUAUUGCCAGAUACCUAUAUCAUGGCAAUACUAAUCCCGAAUUGGCUUUUGAAAGUGCCAAGAUCCUCUGCUGUAUCUCUUGUAACUCCAAUAUUCAGAUAAAAUUGGUUGGAGAUUUCACACAUGACCAGAGUGUAAGUCAGAAGUUGAUGGCUGGAUUUGUGGAAUGUUUGGAUAGUGAAGACACAGAAGAAUUUGUACGUCUAGAAGAGGGAUCAGAACUUGAGAAGAAACUAGCUGGAAUCCGUCAGGAAACAAGAAUCCACAUCUUGAAUCUUCUCAUAACCUCUCUGGAGCGCAAUCCACCCAAUCUUGCUCUCUACCUGUUGGGCUUUGAAUUGAAGAAGCCUGUCAGUACCACAAACCUACAGGAUCCAGGAGUCUUAGGUUGCCCUCGAACAUGCCUUCAUGCCAUUUUAAACAUCUUGGAGAAAGGAACUGAAGGGAGAACAGGUCCAGUGGCAGUGAGAGAAUCUCCUCAACUCGCUGAGCUAUGUUACCAGGUGAUAUAUCAGUUGUGUGCGUGCUCUGAUACAUCUGGUCCUACUAUGAGGUACUUGAGAACCAGCCAGGAUUUCUUAUUUUCACAGUUGCAACAUUUACCUUUUUCUAACAAAGAGUAUGAAAUGUCUAUGCUGAACCAGAUGUCAUGGCUAAUGAAGACUGCCUCAAUAGAACUACGGGUAACUUCUCUGAAUCGUCAGCGGUCACAUACCCAGAGGCUCCUACAUCUCUUACUGGACGACAUGCCUGUGAGACCGUACUCAGAUGGUGAAGGAGGAAUAGAAGAUGAAAAUAGGUCUGUCUCUGGGUUCCUUCACUUUGACACUGCUACAAAAGUACGUCGAAAGAUUCUAAGCAUUCUUGACUCGAUUGACUUCAGUCAGGAGAUCCCUGAGCCUUUGCAGUUGGAUUUCUUUGAUCGGGCCCAGAUCGAGCAAGUUAUUGCUAACUGUGAACACAAGAAUUUACGGGGACAGACAGUCUGCAACGUCAAGCUUCUUCAUAGAGUCCUUGUAGCUGAAGUAAAUGCCCUCCAGGGUAUGGCAGCCAUAGGACAGAGACCUCUCCUGAUGGAGGAAAUCAGCACUAUACUUCAGUAUGUGGUAGGAAGAAACAAGCUGCUGCAGUGUCUUCAUGCAAAACGGCACGUGCUGGAGUCAUGGAGGCAGCUGGUGGAGAUUAUACUGACAGCUUGUCCCCAGGACCUCAUUCAGGCAGAGGAUCGGCAACUGAUUAUCCGUGAUAUCUUACAAGAUGUGCAUGAUAAGAUACUAGAUGAUGAAGCAGCGCAGGAGUUAAUGCCAGUGGUAGCAGGUGCUGUGUUCACCUUGACUGCUCACCUAAGCCAAGCCGUUCGCACUGAACAGAAGCAACCAUUAGUCUUGGGACCCGGAGAGACCCAUUACGCUUUUAUGCUCGAUAGCUCGUUCACGUCACCUUCUCCAGCAGAGAACCCGGUGGUGGGUUUUGCUUCUAUUGGAGACUCUUCGCUUCACAUCAUAUUGAAGAAACUGUUAGACUUCAUUUUGAAGACAGGUGGCGGAUUCCAGCGAGUGAGGACACACCUGUACGGCUCUUUGUUGUAUUACUUACAGAUCGCCCAGAGACCAGAUGAACCAGACACAUUAGAAGCAGCCAAGAAAACCAUGUGGGAAAGGCUGACAGCCCCUGAAGAUGUAUUUAGUAAAUUACAACGAGAAAACAUAGCCAUCAUUGAGAGCUACGGUGCUGCCCUCAUGGAAGUGGUCUGUCGAGAUGCUUGUGAUGGCCAUGAGAUUGGAAGGAUGCUGGCACUGGCUCUACUUGAUCGGAUCGUCUCCGUAGAUAAACAGCAGCAGUGGCUCUUGUAUCUUUCUAACAGUGGCUACUUGAAGGUGCUCGUGGACAGCUUGGUAGAAGAUGACCAUACUUUGCAGAGCUUAUUAACGCCACAACCUCCCCUCUUAAAAGCCCUUUAUACUUACGAAUCCAAAAUGGCAUUUCUUACAAGAGUGGCCAAGAUACAGCAGGGCGCUUUAGAGCUGCUGAGGUCUGGGGUGAUAGUGCGACUGGCGCAGUGCCAGGUCUAUGACAUGCGCCCAGAGAUGGACCCGCAGGGCAUGUUUGGCAUGAGAGACCCGCCAGUUUUCAUCCCUGCCCCCGUGGACCGCUACCGGCAGAUUCUGCUCCCGGCUCUCCGCUUGUGCCAGGUCAUCCUCACGUCCAGCACGGCCCAGCACUUGCAGGCAGCAGGCCAGGUGUUGCAGUUUCUCAUUUCGCAUUCUGAUACCAUCCAAGCAAUCCUGCGCUGCCAGGACGUGAGCGCUGGGUCCCUGCAGGAACUGGCUCUACUGACAGGAAUUAUAAGUAAAGCCGCACUUCCUGGUAUAUUAAGUGAACUUGAUAUUGAUGCAAAUGAAGGAUCUCUAAUGGAGCUACAGGGACAUAUUGGAAGAUUCCAGCGCCAGUGCUUAGGACUCCUGAGCCGCUUUGGGGGCUCUGACAGACUGCGUCAGUUUAAAUUUCAAGAUGAUAAUGUGGAGGGAGAUAGAGUGAGCAAGAGAGAUGAGCUUGAACUGGCCAUGCAGCAGAUCUGUGCCAAUGUCAUGGAAUAUUGCCAGUCACUCCUGUUACAGAGCUCCCCCACCUUUCAGCAUGCUAUGUGCCUCUUCACCCCGAGCCUGUCAGAAACCAUUAAUAGAGAUGGACCCCGGCAAGAUACUCAAGCUCCAGUGAUUCCAUAUUGGCGCCUGCCCGGUUUGGGCAUUAUUGUCUACCUGCUGAAACAGAGCGCUAAUGACUUCUUCAGCUAUUACGACAGUCAUCGACGGAGUGUCAACAAACUUCAGAAUGUAGAGCAACUUCCACCUGAUGAGAUAAAAGAGUUGUGUCAGUCUGUGAUGCCUGUUGGUGUUGAGAAAAUCUCCACUGCCCAGAAAUAUGUCCUAGCAAGACGGCGUUUGGUGAAGUUGAUCAACAAUCGAGCCAAACUACUUUCCCUUUGUUCUUUUAUCAUAGAGACCUGCCUAUUUAUUCUUUGGCGCCAUCUGGAGUACUACUUGUUACAUUGCACGCCCACCGAUUCUCAGGAUUCCCUGUUUGCCUCCAGAACCUUAUUUAAAAGCAGAAGACUACAAGAUUCCUUCGCUUCAGAAACCAACCUGGAUUUCAGAAGUGGUCUGACUGCAGUGAGCCAACAUGACAUAGACCAGCUUCAGGCUGACGCCAUCAACGCUUUUGGAGAAUCACUACAAAAGAAACUUCUGGACAUUGAAGGAUUAUACUCGAAAGUUCGAUCUCGCUAUAGUUUCAUACAAGCUCUUGUCAGACGUAUCCGAGGCCUGCUGAGGAUAUCAAGGAACUAA